GUCAGAGUGGUUGCCAUGGUGAUAACUGGUAGGGCGGGGCUGGCCGGGGAAGGUGGUUGCACUUACCGACAAUGUCUGCGGAAAGCCGGCAGGCAUAAUUCAAAUCAAACUAUUUUAUAUUUCUGAAUCCCCCUAAAUUAUUUUCCAAAUGAACAUUUUGGGCCUUUGGAGCCGCCCAUUAAGUACUGGUGCUAUUUGCACGCUUCCAUAUCCACUAUCGCCGAGAAAGAUUGAGCGUGUUCUAGCGGGGUUGCUAGGUGGCUAGCGGACGCAGUUGAAGGAAAAUCAUCAGCCAUUCAGAGCAGAGGCAGCGCAGACCCGUUUUCCCAGGGUCACUGGACCUUCCUUGUCGGGAGAGUAAAUAUAGAAAAAAAAUCUACACAUGGAGCAACGACGGGGUUAUUACUGAAAAACGACAACCGUGUUCUGGACUGUUACAACAUGUCUUGUUGGCGACUGGCUUGGAGGCUUGACGGUGCUUGAUCAGAAGGCCUGGUUUUCAAUCUGGAAAUUUCUUGCCUGGGAUAGCAAUACCGUUUUUCUGACUACAUAGCAUUUUUUACUGCACCCACCCGCCGCCCCCCUCUCCCCAGCAUACACGAUGCGGACUGUAUCGACAAUUUGAUUUUUAGAUUAUCAUUUUAACUCGGAUACACAAGCUAUCGAUUAAAAGAUUGUUUCCAACGCAGUCUUUUAUGGGAUCACUAUUUCGUUUCGGUCCGCAGGUCUAAGCAAAAAUGUUGAAUUGGAGGCGGCUGCUGCGGGUAUCAAACCGCUCAUUUUUGGCCUUCAUUUUUUUCUUUUCUCUAUCUACGUCUUGUCUCUACUUCAUUUACGUAUCUCCUGGAAUAGCGAACACCUACUACUUCAUGGUCCAAGCCCAAGGCAUCAUGCUGAGAGACAACGUGCGGACGUUUGGUCACAUGAUCAGGCUGUACACCAACAAGAACAGCACGCUCAACGGAACAGAUUACCCCGACGGCAGCAACUCCAGCGAAUUGAUGGCGCAGCCGACCGCCUAUCUCCCGGAGAACUUCACCUACGCGCAGAACCUGCCCUGCCCAGAAAAACUGCCUUCUAUGAAGGGUCACAUCGACGUGAACAUGACUGAAGUCCCCAUGGAGGAGAUCCUCCGGAGGUUCCCCAGGAGCUCGGGCGUCCGAACCGCCGGCCACUGGAAGCCGCGAGACUGCAAGCCGCGCUGGAAGGUGGCCAUUCUGAUCCCCUUCAGGAACCGGCACGAGCACCUCCCCAUUCUGUUCCAGUACCUCAUCCCGCUGCUGCAGAACCAGCGCCUGCAGUUCGCCUUCUACGUCAUCGAACAAACUGGAAGCCAGCCGUUCAACCGAGCCAUGCUCUUCAACGUGGGCUUCACGGAGGCCAUGAAGGACCUGGACUGGGACUGCCUCGUCUUCCACGACGUGGACCACAUCCCCGAGAACGACCGCAACUACUACGGCUGCGGCCAGAUGCCCCGCCACUUCGCCGCCAAGCUGGACAAGUACAUGUACAUCCUCCCGUACAGCGAGUUCUUCGGCGGCGUGAGCGGCCUCACCGUGGAGCAGUUUCGCAAGAUCAACGGCUUUCCCAAUGCAUUCUGGGGCUGGGGCGGGGAGGACGACGACCUCUGGAACAGAGUGCACUAUGCCGGGCUCAAUGUGAGCAGACCAGAGGGAGACUUGGGGAAGUACAAAUCAAUUCCGCAUCAUCACCGAGGAGAAGUACAGUUCCUGGGGAGGUACAAACUGCUAAGGUACUCCAAAGAGAGGCAACACCUUGAUGGUUUGAACAACUUGAACUACACACCCAAAAUCACUUUGAGUAGCCUGUAUAAAAAUAUAACCGUCAACCUUUAUCCGGAACUGGCUCCUAUUCCAGACUACUGACUGCCGUCGUCCUCUGCCGUUUCGCAAGCACCUCCUGGGAGGGAUGCCCACACCCUCGGGGAAGAAAGGUCCUGUCCUUUUUUUUUUUUCCCCCCCUCCCCGGCUCUGUCGCGGGGACGCGUUGUUUGAAACGUUUCCAAAGUUACCUUGGCUCGCCGAGAGAGAAUUCCACCGCGAAGUACGUCGACCGAACGAACGAACGAACGAACGAACGAUCGACCGUGCGUGUCAUUGCAUGUUGUCUGUGUCGGCUUCAGCUACUAAAACACACAUCACAUUUCGGAGGAGCGGAGAGGAGGGGUGCGUCGCCUUAAGAGAACCCGUCGCCAAGUCCUCGUCUCUCACUUUGCAUUCUUGCGAAAGCCACCCUGGUAAAAUGCUGAAGGGAGACGUCCAGUCAAAGUCUGUCGGCUGAUGAACGCUGUAAAUUGCGUUCCGUGUAAAAUACUUUGUAAAAUACUAUUGUAAAAUGAACCGUGUGUAUAAGACACUGACGUCGUGUAGUAUACUCACUUUGAAAUGUUAAUAUACGCUAUUCUUAGAAGUGCGGUGUGAAAUGUUGAAAAGUGUGAAUUCCCCACCUGUUUGAUGGCUUAUAGCACAGGAACGUACCUUGAACUCGAUGGAAACGCCUUUUUCUUUGUGUCGUAAGAUAAUGGACUGCCCCAGGACUAAACCUGGGUUGUAAUUUUUUUCUCUCCCAAAACUAAAACAAUCUCAGUUUGAUCGUGAGAACGAUAUUUUGCUGAGAAAAUUUAAAAGAAAAAAAAAAAAAGAUUUUCCUGGCCUUAAGCCAUGCUUUUCGUCUGAAUUGCACAACUCUAUAUCAGUUCAUAGACUUUGACUGGACCUUUGCUUUUACCAUUACCGUAGAAGCCAAUAGAUAUUUGUUUAUAUCAUAUGUUUGUACACACACAAUUUUUUUUUAAGCAAGGGUUUUUUCCUAGAAAACAUAAAAUGUGAUUUUGUACAUGUGAUGUAUAUUUGACAAUACAUUUUAUUUUUUGUAUUUAUUUUUUUAAUUUAAGUUUUUUUUUUUUUUUUUUCUUUUUUUGAGAAGUUCUCUUUCUUCACGUGUUUACAUGAGCACACUCCAUAUCUGGCUGCCAUGCAGAGAUCAUUUGCAUGAGUGGACCCUGUGUAAAUAAGGGCCUUGUAAAAUGGUUAGCAUAGUAAAACUAUUAAGCAUAUUCCAGUGUACUUUUAUUUUGGCAGCUAUGUCCCAUUUCCCCUGCACCAUUUUAGUAGAUUAUAUAAUUAACUGAGCUGAGUGGCCUUCUGCCUGGAGGACUAUAAGAAUAAGUUUAAUGCGAGCAGAGGCUUUGACGUGUUGCUAUUCUUAACUGUAGCUUGUCAGCACCUUUCAUGCAUGCCUUAAUUGAUUUCAUUUUCUUUUUCUUUUCUUUUUGUUGUAUAAAUUCUGAUUUUUAAAAAAAUUUGACUCCAUUGCUGUUGUUGACGCAUAAGCGGUGUUGGUCCUUUAUUCAAGUGCACUGUGUUAAAGGUGACGUUUUGUUUAUAUGAAGGCGUGCUGCGGACACUCGAGUGCCAUGGGGGGCACUUGUCCCUUUGCAAGCUCUGCCAGAAUGUUCCGGACAAAAUGUACCACCGGUCUCGAUUGUAAGUUUUGUUCUUUUUCUCCCGUCUGAUUCACGUUUUAAUUUAAUUUUAUAUCUCCUUAGAGGUCUAUCUGAGACUGUAAAAAUGCCGAAAAGAAAGAUGGCGAAGGUGACGCGACGUCGUCUUUUAGCGGCUCAAGGAAUGGGCCUAGGUCGUAAACCUGUUGGCUACGUGCUUAAGCUUUGGACGUACAAGCAGUUAUGCUAUCGUGGAAACGUUGCGUUAGCUUGUUUUUUAUGCGCUCUCUUCCCCCCCCCCCCCCCCACCCCAAACGUCUUUAUGGACUUUUCGUGGUUCGGCUGUACUCUGUUGCCAUUUACCCAUGUCACCAUAAAUGUUUUUGUUAUUUUUGAGGUUGUCAACAGGAGGAGGAAAAUCAAAAGUUGACCUCAAACUGCCAGUAACGUAGCCAAUUGCUGUCUGCAGAAAGCCUCCACCGUAGUUUUCUGAAUUAAAUCUGUUUAACUUCUGUCUCGUAAAAUAUGCCAUUCUUUGGUAGCCAGAGGGUAAAGAUGUUAUAAGCUGUUAUAGCUUGCAAACUUCAUUUGGCCAUUAAUCGAUAUUGCUGCUACUUCCAUCUGUCAGGAUUCCUAGGAGGAAAGUUAACGUGGUUUUUGUAGUUUCUCAUGAAACUCAAAUGCUGUUGUGAAUUGGUAGUUCUUAAACCUGGCCUCAAUUCAGUUUGCAUAAUUUGUAAAAAUCUGGCCAUAACAUGGAAAAAACAUUCAUUCAUUAGAAUAUAAAUGUAAUAUUGUGACAAUAUUGUCAACAUUGACAACACACUAUCUCACAUUUAUUGUUUUUGUUGGUUGCUAUCCUGUGUAAAUACAAUAUCAAGUUGUAUACAUGACAAAACUACAGUGUACAUAUUCUGAUGGGGUUUGAAUAGGAAAACCUGCUGACAUGAACUGUCAUUAUAGUUUUUCAUUGUUUUGUUUUUUUCAUUCACGUUUUCCAUGUCUGCAUCCAUAUAUGUGUAUUCUUAAGAUGACAGGUUGAGAGGAAUCAUAUUUAAUGUUAGGUAGCAUAAGUGAUAUGGCCAAGACUUCUUGAGCGUACAUUUUCCAGGGAAUUCUGACGUGUUUAAUAGUUUAUGGAUAGGCAUUAAUGCUGACUAGCAGCAUGGCCUGCUCGGUUUACCUCAGUCUAGUCUCCAACCUCAGAAAGGACACUGAAUGGUCAAGUUAAACAGGAGUACCAUCCAGCUUUACACUAAAUGGGCUAAAACAUUUAAAAUGAAGGUAGCCUGAAGGAUUAUUGGAAAAUGGAAAUAUUGGUGUUGUUCUUGUAUAUUUUUUACACCCCUUUUAAGUAGAUUUUCCUUUUUAGAGAUGUAUUGCCUGAACUCGGACACAAUGCGACUACUAACCUGACAAUAUUGAUGUUAUUGUGAAAUAACUGGCUAAUCAAAUAGCCAGGUGGCUUAUUAGUUAGCCAGGUAUGCGUUUACUUGAACUACUGAUUUAGGAUUCAGGUUAUGGUAGCUAGCAGUUUAUUUGCAGAUAUUAAAAGAAAAAGAAAAAAACAAGGUAAAAUUGCUUCCUUUCUCAAUUCUCUUUGUUAAAAAAUAAAUAAAUAAAUGAAUAAAACAAAAUCUUGUUAGUUGGAUAUUGCUGACUGUGUUCGACAUCCUGGGGAAAUGCACUUUACCUUGUUUUUCUGUCGCAGCCUAGACAGGAGAAAUGGGCUGUAGGGAUUUGUGAGGGUGCUGUUGUAAAUAUUUUUAUUUGCCCAGGGUAAGGGCAGGCCUCUAGACGAUUCUGGAAAAAUGAUAUUGGUAAAUGCAUUCAGUCUGGUCUAGUACGUUUAGCAUGUGUCCGAAGGAGGCUACAGAGACAGAAGGGCAUUUACGUUUACUGCGAAAGAGCGUUUAAAAAAAUGUGUACUUAUUUUUUGGCAGAAUAACCCAAGUGUUCAGAUGUCUGGUGUAUUUUAAUUGAUAUUUCUUCCCUAUCAAUGUGUGAUCUUUAAAGAUGGACCGUGUAAUAACUGCAUUCCUCGGUUGUAUCAUUGUGCAUUUAUACACAAAGUCUGUGAUUCAUAACAAGGCUGUUUAAUUAGUAUAUCCAUGUUGAUUUUGUCACAGACCAUGGUUUUAAAGUCUGAUUUAUUUUCUGGGGUUUGUGUGUUGCCUUCAUGCUUCAUUGCCUAUUUAAAGGGGCGGUUCACCUAAAAAUGAAAUUAAUUGUACGCUGCCACUUUUCCGGUGUACUGACUGUCCUGUCUCUUCUUCCACGGGUUUCCAGUGCUUUUUCUCCCCCCAUAGGGCUUUCAGUUUCUCCUGUGUAUAUUUUCGUAAAGUCUUGACCAAAGUAUGGCAGUAUCGUGUUAGGUCAUAGCCCUAAUUCUGGGAAGUGUGUUAGUGUUUUUAAGCCAUGGGUUCUCUUGGCAGAUUCCCAAUGUUUUUGAUUUAUGCAGAAAAUAAGGUCUGUAAUUAACAUAACCCUAUGUCAUGUUUUGUCCUAUGACAUAAAUUACACCCGUUAAUAUCUCAACAGUGAAUAACUUCCCUGUGUUAGGACUACAAACUGACACUGUGCCGCCAUGCUUUGGUUGAAUCUUUGCACAGAUAUAUACACGGUUGCCGUUCUUUGGUCGAAGAAAUUGCUCUUGAUGAAACCGUGCACAAAUUAACCUCUGUGGAUGUUUGAGUAACUAGCAAUAUAUUUGGAAAGAGACGUUGCUGUUGAGUUAUCUAGAAAACUUGUUAGAUCUCCGCAAAACUAUCUAGAUGGGUAGAUAGUACUCUGGGUAAGUGGAAACGUACCUUAAUUUCAUUUUUGGGUGAACUCCCCCUUUCUCCCCCUUUAAGGAAUCCCAAGUGGAAAUUAGUUGACAAUAAUUUUCAAAAAGUUGGGGAUAGCUACGCAGUAGGAGUAACAUGUUCGCAAGGGUUUAUCUUCAGAGUUAACGUACUGAUGUAGAUGUCUAGACAUAUUAAGGUGAAACCAAAGUGCAACUUUUCCAUCCAUACAUCACUGCUAUGGCCACCAUCAGGCUCCUAGACUCAUUUUUACAGUUCAACCACUUGGUAAAUACACUGAUGCCUGUGUGUAUUGAAUUAUAACCAUAUCAAAAAAAAAAAACAAACAAAAACAAAAAAAUGUAGAAUUAUUUUAAAUGUGGAGUAUUAAGUCUUUCAGUAUUCAUAUAUUUAUAUACAUGUGCCUUGAGGCCCCUCCACCCCCCGCCCCAUUUUUUAUUUUGUUGUUUUACUUUUUACUGUUCUUUAGAAAUGCAAUUUAUGUUUUUGGCUGUGACUUGGCUUGUGUUGUUUUUCAGUGAAGUUUGAGUGCACAUUCUAUUGUUCUGUUUUUAUUUAUGAACUCUGACCUAGACAUUAGAGGCAUUUUGAUUGAACAUGUUUAGAUUUUCAUUAUUUUUGUAAAACUUUGCAGUUCCAGGGGAGGAGUUUGCUAUGAACAUGUCCGGUCAUUGUGGAAAAAAAGGUUUGACAGUACGGCUGCAAUGACGAUGAUUGCGGUCGGCACUAUACACCUCUUGUAAUCUAAUGACGAUGAAGUCGGUCAUAGUUUGACUCUGUAACCUUUUUUUUUAAAUUCAGCAAAAGUCAAAUCCUUUGGUUGCCAUGUUCUUGCGCCACAAUGCUUUAGCUGAGAGGAGUUUCCUCUGAAAACAAAGCCUCAUUUUUAUUUUUUCUUUGGAAUGAUAUGGGUGUAGUUUCAGAGGAUUGUAUGCGUUAAUUUUUUUAUUUUUUUUGCACAAAGUUUUGUAGCGAGUUUUCUUUGGCAGCUUUAACAGGACAAGUUUACUCCGUGGAAGUUGUUGUAUCCAUUUGCUGUUCAUAAAAUACCAUUGAAGCGCCAUGAUUGUCCAUUACACACGCAAUGCGCAUUAAAUGAUCAACAUCACUUUCCUGGCUAGUUUAUUAGUCAUGUGACUGCCCCACCCAGAUCCAAACUGAGAAUUACAACUUGAAAACAGCAGAGUCACUCCAAUACAAAUGGACUUUCAUGUAAGCUAUCCAUCUUCUGAUUUGUCCAUAGGAUAUUUGUAUAUUUUUUAUCAUUGUCUUGUAUGAAAAUAAAUGCACAAAUAUUAGCAAAGCAGAA
Anguilla rostrata (American eel) is the source of this 7579-nucleotide messenger RNA. RefSeq names its product beta-1,4-galactosyltransferase 6-like. Gene Ontology annotation, cellular component: Golgi apparatus. Bases 738 to 1886 code for a protein of 382 amino acids. Gene Ontology annotation, biological process: carbohydrate metabolic process. Gene Ontology annotation, molecular function: UDP-galactose:glucosylceramide beta-1,4-galactosyltransferase activity. NCBI's taxonomy places the organism in Eukaryota, Metazoa, Chordata, Actinopteri, Anguilliformes, Anguillidae. The transcript has 9 exons. The record is from RefSeq and is a predicted model, not a curated record.